AUGUGGGACACUCAUUUUCUCUUCCGAUCCUCUCAUCACCCCUCACUUCUCCAUGACUUCUGUAUCAAAGCUCAGGUUAUGCCGAGUCCUCGCAGAAAGGAUGGCCCUGCCCAAAGAAGACGCGAUGGGUGCUCAGAGUGUCGGAGGAAAAAAGUAAAGUGUGAUAUACAAAAGCCGGUCUGCACACGCUGCAUUCGCUUCCCAAGGCUAUGUAAAUAUGAUAUUCAUAUGGUCAGCCAAAAUCUGGCCACUCAGGUACAGCCUGCGACGGACCAUCUGCCUGUACUGCAGCUCCACCAGGCCAUGAAUGCUCUUCCAACCGAGCCUGUUCUGUGUCUGUCGCCAUUGCUAUCCUCAAAGGAGUCGCGGUUUUUUAUGCACAUCUUCAGCAUCGAAACUGCGCCCCGUCUGUUUCCCGCAGCUUCUCCACUUUUCCUGCAGCGGCUGAUUGCAGGUUCUUUGGAGACACCCCAUCUUCUCUAUGCUAUCUUGGCAUCGGCAUGUAGCCAUCACAGUCGACUUAUCAAAGACACUGGGGCGAAUUCCAAAUUGGCCUGCUUGAAAUUUACGAAUCUCUCAAUCUCCAGCUUGCGCUCGGCCCUCAGUGAUCGGGAUGCGACAUUGACUGCCGAGACCGUCACCACUGCAAUGGCUUUAUGCACCAAUGAUGUUUGCAACGGGAACAUGCAGUCUUGGAGAACUCAUCUCGGCGGGGUGAUGCGUCUGUUUGCUGCAUUGCUGGACAGCCAAGGCCAAAUCUGCGUCGAUGACCCUUAUGUCCAGUGCUUGGCAAAGUGGUUUACGACCAUGGAUGUCAUCGCUGGACUGUCCGGACACAGCGAUAGCGAAACGUUGAGUUUUGAAAAUGGGGUGUUUGAAAAAGUCUUUACUCGUCUGGAUGCGCAAGUCGAUGAUAUAUGUGGAUACUCCUUCAAACUGGCUCCACUGCUGGUUCGUUUAUCUCAAUUGGUACAACGUCAGCAUCAGAACUCGCCCGAAAUGUCCGACGAAGUGAUCUUUGAGUCGCAGGUACUUGAGCUCGAGAUUCUUGCUCUGGUUGAUUGCAGUGUGCCUGAGAAUCAACAUCACGACGAGCUGCAAAAUACCCAUUUGGCCUUUGUACAUUCCGCGCUUUUGCAUCUCCAUCGACGCGUCCAAUUGGUCCCCAAAGAUCAUGAGAUCGUGAAGACGGAUCUCUCAAAUAUCAUAAAAGCAGUCAAGAAUAUUCCCCCCUUUUCGUUCGCAAAUAUCUUGAUCUUAUGGCCAGUGUUCAGUGCUGGCUCUGAGACCGACGAUAUCGAAGAGCGCAAAUUUAUCCACACCCGAAUGGGCGAUAUGCAAAGUCAUGGACUCGGCAACUUCACAAGAGCCCGAGAGCUUCUAAGCAAAUUCUGGGCUGCAAACACGCCAAUGCCUUGGGAUAAUUACUUUGCAAAUCUUGGGUUGGAAUUGGUUCUAUUCUAG
Penicillium salamii is the source of this 1464-nucleotide messenger RNA. Lineage: Eukaryota; Fungi; Ascomycota; Eurotiomycetes; Eurotiales; Aspergillaceae. The record is from the annotation of a GenBank genome assembly.